AUGUCUCUCAUUCGAUAUAAUCGUCUGUUAUUAUUAUCAACACGAUCACGAUUGAUAACGCCGACAAGUCUGUCGUCGGUCGUCGUUCGUCAUGCUACGGAAAUUCGUUCACGAAAAGUGAAACAAACCGGUUCCAAUGUCAAACCACGAAAGAAUACUGUCAAUCCCAUCGCACAAAUCAAGAACUUAGGCGACAAAGCAGCCAAGAUACUUUCCAAUGAAAAUUUGGAAGCAAUAUAUAACCGUUUCGAUCCCUUACGAGAAAAUAUGUCAAAAGAUCCAGCCUUUCUCGACGAAAUAGCAACAGUGAAAAAUCCAUUGCAAAAUAUUAUUCAAUUGAAAGAUAACGACAUUCGAUUUAGUAAUCGUAUCAUCAAAGCAAAAAAUCGACAAGAACGUUACAAGAAAGGUUACAUCUUGUUGGAAGGAAAACGGCUGAUUGCCGAUGCAAUUCAAGCUGGUGCUGACCUUCUUACAAUAUUUACCACUGAUCGAAAAAUUCUCGAUACAAUCGAUUUCUCAACGACAGAUCUUAACUUUAAUGUCUAUCAAGUUUCCGCCAAUGCAUUUCGUACUUGGUCUGAUGUCCAAACGAGUCAAGGUAUUAUGGCUAUAUUUGCCAUGCCACAGCCAGAUACAUGUCCAUUUCAGCAACGUAUCACUCUUCCGAUAACUGUUAUUUGUGAUAAUGUUCGUGAUCCGGGCAACAUGGGAACUAUCAUUCGGACAUGUGCGGCCGUUGGCUGUGAUCGUCUACUAGCCAUCAAGGGUUGCGUAGAUAUUUGGGAUCCGAAAGUGAUUCGUUCCGGCAUGGGAGCACAUUUUCGUUUACCGAUUGUGAAUGAUGUUGGAUGGGAAACAAUUGUUGGCCAUCUACCUGAGAAUAGUAAAGUUUAUCUUGCAGAUCGUAUAUAUUCAUUUGAAAAUAAAGUAUUAGCCGAUGACAAUCCAUCGAAACAAAUGUUCGAAGAAAUGUUAGAAAAACGUAAACAAAUGAAACCAUCUGAACCUACUGAAGAUCGUUCGUAUUCAUCGGCGAGUAAUCGUUUUCUCCCAUUGUACAAAAAUAUUCCUAUCGAGUGUCAAUCCUUGUGGUCCGCAUUUGCAAACAUAAAACCAACUGAUCAUUCAACAGUCAUUGUCGGCGGAGAAACAGAAGGUGUUAGUCUUCAAGCAAGAAAACUAACCAUUGAACGCGAUGGAAAGAUGGUCUAUAUACCACUACUGAAUGAUGUGGAAAGUUUAAACGUUGGUAUUGCGUUGAGUGUUGUUUUGGUUGAAUUGAGAAAAUAUUACGAAGAUAUCGUACAGAAAUCAUAUGCAAUAACAUCGAAAGAUACUUAG
Adineta ricciae is the source of this 1344-nucleotide messenger RNA. The record is from the annotation of a GenBank genome assembly. Lineage: Eukaryota; Metazoa; Rotifera; Eurotatoria; Adinetida; Adinetidae.